This is a messenger RNA of Emys orbicularis (European pond turtle), 1185 nucleotides long. It is a transcript of the gene DNAJC19, whose product is annotated as DnaJ heat shock protein family (Hsp40) member C19. Bases 91 to 438 code for a protein of 115 amino acids. The record is from RefSeq and is a predicted model, not a curated record. Gene Ontology annotation, molecular function: ATPase activator activity. Gene Ontology annotation, cellular component: PAM complex, Tim23 associated import motor. NCBI's taxonomy places the organism in Eukaryota, Metazoa, Chordata, Testudines, Emydidae. Gene Ontology annotation, biological process: protein import into mitochondrial matrix. The transcript has 6 exons.
CCGUACGGCGAGUCGGGGACGGCGGGGCCCCGAGCCGUGUCCGGUCCGGCCGUUUCCCACCCGCAGUAGCGGGGCUCCGCCGGGUCAGUCAUGGCUAGUACUGUGAUAGCGGUUGGUCUGACAAUAGCUGCUGCUGGAUUUGCAGGUCGUUAUGCAUUACAAGCUAUGAAGCAAAUGGAACCACAAGUAAAACAAGCCCUUCAGAAUCUGCCAAAAUCUGCCUUCAGUGGUUAUUACAGAGGUGGAUUUGAUCCCAAAAUGACCAAACGAGAAGCAGCUUUAAUAUUAGGAGUGAGUCCUACAGCCAAUAAAGGUAAAAUUAGGGAGGCUCACAGACGGAUCAUGCUUUUGAAUCAUCCAGAUAAAGGUGGUUCUCCCUAUGUGGCAGCCAAAAUCAAUGAAGCUAAAGAUUUACUGGAAGGCCAAGCUAAGAAGUGAAUGUGGAUAUUUAGUUGUAAAUUAAUGGUUUAGUUUAUGUAUAUGAAUAUCAGUUUUGAUAACUGACCCAAGGAAAGUUGACACCAAUCUUUUUUACUUGAUCAAUGAUUAAACUAAUGCAGGGAACCCUCCCUUCUCUUCUCCCCCCCCCCCCCCCCCAUCUUGGUUGCAUCAUGUAUAUCUUGUUUUGGGGAGGGUGGGGGCUUACAAACAGUACUUUUCCAAAAGUGAUUCUAAGCCACUAUCUCUAGUAGUGGUACAAUUUACCUCUAAUUCAAAGUAUUUUUCCUAGGAUGACAUGGGAAAUACUGUGAUUUGGUCUGGCUAAUCUAUAUUCAGACAAACAGCCUGACGGUCUUGAGCACUCUGAAAAUGUUGAAUUUCUGUUUAACCAGGUACAUUUUUGAAAUUCAUGCUGCUAUGGCUUAAUAUCCCAAAGUUAGCAAGAUGAUACUAAUAAGAGAAAAGGCUGGGUUGAAACUACCCAAGGAAAAUCAUGGGGAUUUAUUUGCACAAUAGGAAUAAAGCAUUUAGAAAUUCUUAGUUACAUUAAUGCGACAUGUAAAAUGGAGAAAGUGGAAUGUACUGAAUUCUCUUGUAAGAUAACUUGUAUUAACUUCCAAAAACAAGUUGGACAUAGUCAGUGCUAUUGAUUUGUCUCCAUGUAUUUUUUACUUAUUUCUACACUGGUUUUCAUUAUUUUUACUGAUUCCACUGCAUUUAAAUAAAAUGACAAACUUAUACUUC